Echinostoma caproni is the source of this 1068-nucleotide messenger RNA. The record is from the annotation of a GenBank genome assembly. Lineage: Eukaryota; Metazoa; Platyhelminthes; Trematoda; Plagiorchiida; Echinostomatidae.
AUGAUGCUGAUGUCCUCGUGCCUGUUACAUUUUCUUUUAAAAUUCUACAGUUCCACUGAUUCACUCGGUUCCAAACCUCGCUCUGCAAGCGGUCCUCUUAACACAUCCAUAACAUCGGAGGAAAGUGUACCGAUGCCAAACACCAAUGACUCCCACAUUUUAGAUCCAACCUCAACGAAACUGAACCGGGAUUCUGACGAGGUGGUGGAACUUGUGGUGCACACAAAUAAACCCCGUCGAUCAAAUCGGUCAUUGCGCACACGUCAUAGUCGCACUCCUUCGGAAGUAAGCUAUUCGGAGGGUGAAGUGCUAUCGGAUUCCGACGAAGAUCGUGAUGGUGCAUCUUCUGUGGGAGAAGCAAACGAGGUUGUGCCGGAACUGCUCGGUGAGAAGACCAACGUAGAAGGCCAAGACGAAGAACGAGCAGCUGAAAUUAUCCAGUUAGUGCAUAAUCAAUUUCGCGAUGCCACUCCGGUGAGUGACAUUGAUCUGACAGAAUUGGAAAUCAUGGAUGAAUGGGCCACACCAGCCGCAGCUGCUGCCGCGGCUGCAGCAGCAGCUAAUUCGAAGCGAACGGAUACGGAACCAGAGGAGACAGCUGCCGAACAAAAUGGUUCCAUGGCAAAUACCAUAACGGACAGUGGUGAGCUCACCAAGUUGAAUGAAACAAAUCAACGCUUAUCCGAACUGAUCUCGGAGGCUGUGGUCACGUGUGGACACGAUAUGGAUCGUUUGGUACUGGAAGCAAAUCAAUCCAAGAUCGCAUUGACAAGUUCGGCCGAGGCAAAACAAUCCUCUACUCUAACUCCACAAAUCCAUUUAUCUGAGGAUGUUGAAGCUAGCAUUGAACGAACUGCCUCAGCAUUCAAGGAACACGUAACCUCUGUGCUAGCCAAUCUACUCCACGCUGUCCCAACCGGGUCAGAAUCCGGAGGUGUGAAAACCAAUGUCAAGCGCCCUGUCCCUCGUCCUGUGGUUUGUGGACGUCGCGGUUCUCGCCUGUUGGGCAUGCUCCAAGCCUAUCGACCGGAUGCUGCCAAACGCUUGUCAAAUUCCAACAUCGUCUAG